AACACCAGUAGCUAGCACGACUGACUCCUAGUAGCUGUAGCAGUGCGAUCACCUACUAUUAUAAGAUAAAUGCAAAUCUUUCGGAGAUGAGCGCCUGUAGUUAUUUCCCACGAUGAAAGAGCUGAAACAAGGAAAGACGGCGAGAUUAUGAUUGUCAUGUCGCCAUAUGAUAGAAGAGAACAAGUUUUUUGAGAUCGCUCACUUUUUGUGCUUUCAAGAUCUGGCCUUCAAAUUUCCAUUCUCAUUCAAGCAAAGAACGACCUGUACUAGAUUUUUGGAUUUUCAAUUUCAAGGUAGGAAAAAGAAAAGCGAUAUUCGACUGAUAAUCGUUCAAAAAUUCACUUGUUUUUAGCUUCGAAUGAGUCCUUGUUAUAUUUAUAAUUGUUGUCCGAUUUCCCUUUCUCGUCUUUUCCAUCGUCGAGAAGAUGAUCGAUGAACAACUAUCGAUAAACGUGAUCUGAUUUUGGUUUUCCUCCUGUUGUACACCUAAAAAUUAUUGAUGUCAAAAUAUAACUUCAAGCUAUUGGUAUAGAGCAAAACGAAGAACUUUGUUCGAACUGCUUUACUCUGUUGUCACUCUAUAAAAAUCACUGUAACUUACUCAACUUUGUACUUUUCCCAUGAUAGAGAGGAAAGACGAACUACAAGACGACCACCAAUAAAUGAAGGAGCAAAGGUUGUGACUUUUGAAGCUUGAUUGCCUGCUGAGCAGGACUGAUGCUGCAAUAUUAAUAUGAGAAGCGGCGCGCUUUCGUAGUACUUCAACAGUUGUGCUGCUGUACAACAAGUGGUGAUUGUGGGUGCGACCACGUCGUGCGAG
Amoebophrya sp. A25 is the source of this 820-nucleotide messenger RNA. The record is from the annotation of a GenBank genome assembly. NCBI's taxonomy places the organism in Eukaryota, Dinophyceae, Syndiniales, Amoebophryaceae.